AUGGUGCUGGAAUUCAGGAGGAGGAGACAUUUUCCUGUCCUGAAUUUGGGGAAAGCUUUAGAUCUGAAUCAGGCCUUACUGUACAUCAGCAAUCUCACACGGGUGGGAAGCCUCAUUCCUGUUCUGAGUGCGGGAAAUGUUUUCUUCAUAAAUCAGAACUUGUCAUACAUUGCAGAUCUCACACGAGGAAGAAGCCUUAUUCCUGUCCCGAGUGCGGGAAAUGUUUUUCACAAUUGUCCCAUCUUUACAUACAUCAGAGGUCUCACGCAAGGAAAGAGCUGUGUUCCUGUCCUGAGUGUGGGAAAUGUUUUAGAUUUAAGUCAGAACUAUUUCUACAUCAGAGAUCUCACACAGGGGAGAAGCCUUAUUCCUGCCCUGAGUGUGGGAAAUGUUUUUCAGAAAAGUUUAAUCUUGACAGACAUGAGAGGGUUCACACAGGGGAAAAGCCUUAUUUCUGUCCUGAGUGUGGGAAAUGUUUUACUCGAAAAUCAGGACUUGUUCUACAUCAAAGAUCUCACACGGGAGAGAAACCUUAUUCCUGUACUGAGUGUGGGAAAUGUUUUUCAGAGAAGGCCAGGCUUUACAGACAUCAGAGGAUUCACACAGGGGAAAAGCCAUAUUCCUGUCCUGACUGUGGAAAAACGUUUUCACAGGUGUCCCAUCUAUACAAACAUCGGAGGUCUCACAAGGGGAAAAAGCUCUAUUCUUGCCCUGAGUGCGGUAAAUGUUUUUCAAAGAAAUCAGUCCUUCUUGUACAUCACAGAUCUCACACUGGUGAGAAGCAGUGUUUCUGCCACCUUGUUAUACAUCAAAGAUCUCACACGGGGGCGAAGCAGUAUUCCUGCCUUGAGUGCGGGAAAUGUUUUUCAAAGAAGUAUAGCCUUUACAGACAUCAGAGGAUUCACACGGGCGAGAAACCAUAUUCUUGUCCCGAAUGCAGGAAAUGUUUUUCGCAUAAGUCAGACCUUAUUCGACAUCAAAGAUCUCACACAGGAGAGAAGCCGUAUUCCUGUAAUGAGUGCGGGAAAUGUUUUUCACGGAAAUCGGUCCUCCUUAUGCAUCAAACAUCUCACGCAAUUGAGAAGCCAUAUUGCUGGUCCAAGUGCGGGAAAUGUUUUUUUACAGAAAUCAGACCUUGUUAUACAUGAAAUAUCUUUCUUGGGGAGAAGCCAUAUUCCUGUCCCAAGUGUAGAAAUCAGACUUUGUUAUACAGUACAUCAAAGAUCUCACAGGGGGGAAGCCAUGUUUCUGCCCUGA
Staurois parvus is the source of this 1257-nucleotide messenger RNA. NCBI's taxonomy places the organism in Eukaryota, Metazoa, Chordata, Amphibia, Anura, Ranidae. The record is from the annotation of a GenBank genome assembly.